ACAUAAACACCUUUGUGAAUUUAUAUAGGAAUAGAUCGACCUUAGGCUGUUAUGUUCUGCACUGUUUAACACAAACUUUAUACGAAUGGCAGCUAUUCACAAAAGGCAUAUUCGUCGCUACGCUGACGAAAUCAUGACUUCGACCAAUUAUACCGGACCCGAGAAUACGAGUAAUGAUUCUUCGUUUUCAAGAGAAAGUUUGGGAAGCGACAUUUUCCAGUCAAGUGAAGGAAUGGUCUCUUCGCCAAUCGAGAAGGAAGAAGAACCCGCAACUGCCAGUAAUGCGAAACCGUUGGUGGGAAACGCGUGGGCUAAUGUCGAUUCGAAUACAGCUGCCCAAUCCGAUCCGCUGACGGAUGCUCUUUUGCAUAACUACGGCAGCAGCGCUAUGCAAAACUCGUCAUUAAGUGCAGAGGCGGGGGACGCGGAAAAAACAAAAUUUUCUGAUUUACCAAUCAGUGGAACAGCAGAGCAAUCAGUACCGACCGUCGGGGACUCUCAGCCUUUAUGCUGCAGUUUUUCUGUUAUUUCAUCGCAAUUAGAAAACUCGUCAGAGUCUGCAUCGAAAACGCAGGACAGAGAUAUAGAAACAAACGAAGUCGAAGGAGAAAAACAGGAAUCAGAAUUCGACGCCAAAGCUUAUCAGGUCUUCACAGAAGUUAGCGAAACUGGGAAGAUACUGUUCGUUGGCGUUGCUGAAAAAAUGUUAUCCUCCUUUGGUUGCUAUGUGGAUAGAGAAGAGACUAAAGAAAAUAGGUAUACCACCGAUUCGUCGGGUAGCAGCGACAACAUCCAUCCUCCCGAUUCCGACGACUGCUGGGACAGUGACGUGGCAACUAAUGAUGUACCAGCCAGGUACAAACUACGAGCCCGGGGUAGGAGAAGGAUUGGUGGACUUUUUCCAAGUGAAAUGAUCAGCUGGUUGGAUGACGUGGACAGCGACUUUUCCGAAAGCGAUGACGUCAAGGCGAUGACGUCAUCAAACAAUAUCUCAGUUUCGGCAGCUGAUGUUAAAUUAAGCGAACUUCCUACCGUGGUGGUUGAGAUAGAGUCUCUUCCAAAUUCGACUCGCGUCAAGCAGUUAUGUCAGAGCAAAGAGAGUGGUGGUGACGUAAGCGAUAAUGACAUCAUUUUAGAGUCUAGAGAUGAGUUUUCGAAAGUUGGAUCUUCUGGGUUAAAACUUGUGCUAAAAAGAAACAAAAUCGACGGGACUAAUAACGGGAAAAGCGGGAAACCGUUUAAAUUAGACAAGCAGAGUUUCCGGAGAUCGGAUAGGAAAAUUAAAAUGUUCGACAAGGAAGAGCUCAUGUUACCGCAAGACACUGAAUCUGUUUCCGAUUGCUUAAGCUUUAAAGAAAGCGCCACACAUGACAGUUUAUCUCCGCCGGCAUGCGAUCUCGAAGAACCGAUAAAGGAGUCAAUAGAGCGCCACCGUGUGUCAGCACAAGACUCUGAAUCAGAUCCGCUAGGGCACAACUCUAACGAGAGCAAUCAACAUAUGUCUUCAUGCGUAGAAGAAGACGUGUCUUCGCCUAGAAACGAAGACGACGACGACGACGACAACUGCGUUCUUAUUUUGGAUGAAAGUGAAAACUCUCCAUCAGAUGAAAGAAGCGCAGAAAAUGACACCGAACCAGAUGGACGAGUAACCGGCAACGGUAAAUCUUACUCGAAACGAAAAUACAAGAAAAAAAUGCUUAAAUUCAAAGCAAAGCAACAACUAGUGGUGGAGGAGAAGGAACAAACUGAACUACGGCUCGCCAUGGAAUUUCCGCGACAUAAUUGGCUCGUAAAACAUUUAAUGAAAGAAAAACGAAUAGAGAAUGAUGAAGCGGCUACUACUGAAUCUGAUUCGCCUACAGCACCCACCCAUAAGAAUACUGCCGCAAAAUCUAGAACUUCGACUCCAAGAAGUAGCCCAUCCCCAAAAGAAGGUUCGCCACACCCAGAAAAGCAAGAUACAGUAAAUCUAAAAGAGACCCAAGAAAACGAAGACGUAAGCAUUGAUGUCCCAGAGAAGCAAGUUGCCGCUGAUCCUGCUAAAAAAGCGGAUGGUUCAAAUCAUAUUGCAAUUACGUCAUCAACUUAUAAACCUAGCACGACGCAUGCAAAUACGGAAGGCAGUCACGUCAUCGGAAUCGUAAAACCUUUCCAUUAUCCCAACCAAUGUGAAAAUAUAACCACAGACACGUCAGUAUGCGACGACGUUGAAUGUUCAAAAACUAGAAAAACUGACGACCCUUUAGAAUUGAAAUCGACGCUUAAAAACAACGAUGUCUUGGAUUGCUCGACCAAGGAUGCUCUUGGCGUUAAAAUUGAUAAAUGUUUUUCCUUAGCGCCCCCGCUGAAUCAAAACUCGCCGUUGGAUUUGUCGGUCUCAGUGAAAACGCAGUCGAACGCUGACCAUCUUGCUCUAGACCUGACAAGAAAGGCACCAGUUCCGUUCGUUAUUCCACAGAAUAAAUCUCCUGUAACGUUUGCAAGUGCUUCAAACAAAACUCUUUUCAAGAACGGAGAGCAAUUGUCGUCAGAAUACAACACUUCGAAAGGUAAUCGACUAAUUUCAGCAGUUGGAACACAUGUCCAUAAAGGAGCAACAAACAUCAAAGCAGAGAAACCGUUUGUCGUUGAUAAGAACAAUAAUACACAAGCUCCUCGUAAAGAGCUGUAUAACAUUGUCCGUCGUCGGGAAGAACGAAUGUCAAAUACUACACCCAUCUCCACUCCAAACCACUGUUAAAGCUACAACAGUUUGUAUUUCCGACACUUCGCCACAAUCCAUGACGUCAUUCGUGAUGACGCAACUACGCAGCGAUGCAGUGAAACUUUCGAAAGUAGUUGACGAAAUUGGACGGCGGCAUUUAUCACCGAAAGAAACAAACAUAAUAGAUGUAGACGCUUUAUUCGAAGAUCUCCCAACGGUGCUACCACGAACGAAUUCCCGAACCACAAACACAUCUUUCAAACCGUUUAACGCGACUUCAUCUGCAGCACCUACAGUUGGCUACCGACGUCGUUCGAACCCGGGAUUCGUGUCCAUACCCACAAGUUCUACAGCGCCCAGAUUUUCCACGAUAAGGCUGGAUCAGACACGGGUUGCCCCAUCUCACGCACGGGUUAGUCAAUCGAACAGUGCACCGCCGGAUCCCGUUUUAAUCUCAGGAGUUUCUACAAACCGUGCCAGCAUAACUAAGAUAUCUCGACCUCACAGCAACUCCUUUGACAACUCUAGGUUUCAGCGAAUGAGCAUCACACCGCAACAAAGCCAACCUCAAAUACGCCAACACAAGCCACUGCCAAGAACUGACCACUUUUACCAACCCACCGUGGGCCACAUUGUCCUCGGGCCACCACGACCAGUAGUUCCUUCACAUAUGCAGCAAAUGCCGCACAUGCAGAAUCAAGUACAACACGAACAAAGCCAGCUCCAGCAUCCCAAAAACCAACAGCAGCUUCCGUUUGUUCGUAACCAAUACGGAACUAACAGGCCAUUCCAACAACAGCCACGUCAUCAGCUCCCAAUAAAUCAUCCAGACGCUGUAACUGAGCUCCGUAACAUCAGCAGAGACAAAGACGGAUUUCGCGUCCCUAUAAAACCUACGCCAGUUCACUCUGGUCGUUAUUACGCACCAGCUAUGGUGUUAAACUCGCCUUCUGGUAGAUACCCUGUAAGCCAACCGACGUAUACCCAAUCUCAAGUUCAGCAAUCAGUGGUGCAAGGCAUCAGACCUGUGAUCCCUCGAUCGCCUUCAAUCAGAGCCCCAACGGGCGGGGUUUCUAUCAAUAGUUCGCCGAUUCACCAGCAACCCAGGCAUAGUUAUAACCAUCAAUUAAAGGAGAGCUACUUGUCAGUGAGGACACCGUUGGCACCCGGCGACGCGCAGCGUUACUCCGCUCAUUUGAAAGCGCAGCAAAACGAGCUCCAUCACAAAAUUGAAAGCUUGAAAGCAUUGGAACAAAAGAUACAGACUGCCCCUGCUCUUAACGUUGUAAAACACACUCAAGCAUCUCCAGCAACGUCUCAAAUAUACCGGACGUCGUCAAUAAUGCAAACUGACUUUCGAAAACGCAAAAUGAAACUCCCGGUCUCCUCCCCGAAUCCGCUGUCAGAAAAGCUGCGUAAAAUGACUCCGCAAGGUGGCGCUAAUGGGAAUCAAGUAGCGACCGAGGAGAGCUGCACUGUUUGCAAAGAAAGAGCUUAUUUUGUUUGUUCUGGUUGCCAUGGGGUUUGGUACUGUAGCAAAUACUGUCAGUUUCAAGAUUGGUCGAGCCACAGUAAACGUUGUAUAUGAGUUGUGGUCAGUUCGGCUGGGAGUUCACCGUUGUAGAACACCUGUAUCAUCAAUCUUUCACUUUCUUUGGUCGACCACUCUUGAUUAAAAAUCAAUUUUCAUUUUUUGAGUUCAUUUUUUAUUUAUUUAUUUUAUUUUUUCUGCUAUGUUGGGUGAAUAAUCGAUUUAAUGUUUAUUUGCAUUUUAUUUCAAGGUUUUCCUAUGUUUUAAGUUCCCGCUUUUCAGACAGAUAUGUUCCAGAUUUCAUGUAUAUUUGGUCAUUGGUUCGAAACUAGUACAAUUUGUGCCUUUCCUCUUUAUCACUCUUGCUUCGAAAAAUUCCACUGUUUAUCGUGACAAAAUUCUUCAACAGUUGGCGUGCUUGAAUAUUAAAUACAUGCGUAUAAAGAAA
Molecule: messenger RNA, 4683 nt
Organism: Ciona intestinalis (vase tunicate)
Lineage: Eukaryota; Metazoa; Chordata; Ascidiacea; Phlebobranchia; Cionidae
Source: RefSeq, a predicted model, not a curated record